CUUCCCCGCUUACCCUCUGCGCUGUGCAGGAGCUGGGGAGGAGUGUCUCUCGAGUUGCCGAAGCAGCAUGUCCGCUCCGUUGAGGUUUGACGGGCGGGUGGUGCUGGUGACUGGCGCAGGGGGAGGACUGGGCAGAGCCUAUGCCCUGGCGUUUGCUGAAAGAGGAGCUUCUGUGGUUGUGAAUGAUCUCGGAGGUGACUUCAAGGGACAUGGAAAGAGCUCGUCAGCUGCUGACAAUGUUGUUGAAGAAAUAAGAGCCAAAGGUGGAAAAGCAGUGGCCAACUAUGAUUCAGUGGAAGCCGGCGAGAAGCUUGUGCAAACUGCACUGGAUGCUUUUGGGAGGAUAGACAUACUUAUCAACAAUGCUGGGAUACUGAGGGACCGUUCGUUUGCUAGAAUUAGUGAUGAAGACUGGGAUAUAAUUCACAAAGUUCACCUGAGGGGGUCUUUCCUGGUAACCCGAGCUGCAUGGAACCAUAUGAAAAACCAGAACUUUGGCAGAAUAAUUAUGACUUCCUCUGCUGCUGGGAUAUAUGGCAACUUUGGCCAGGCAAACUACAGCGCUGCCAAACUUGGUCUUUUGGGUCUUGCGAACACACUUGCUGUCGAAGGCAGGAAGUACAAUAUCCAUUGCAACACCAUCGCUCCCACCGCAGGAUCUCGGCUAACGCAGACUGUCAUGCCUCAGGAUAUGCUGGAUGCGUUCAAGCCAGAAUAUGUGGCUCCUCUGGUUCUUUGGCUUUGCCAUGAAAGUUGUCAAGAGAACAGUGGACUGUUUGAGGUCGGAGCUGGAUGGAUUGGAAAACUACGCUGGGAGCGAUCCCUGGGAGCCAUUGUCAGACAGAAGAACCAGCCGAUUACACCAGAGGAGGUGCAGAAUAAAUGGGAGAAUAUCUGUGACUUCAAUAAUGCCAACAAACCUCGAACUAUCCAGGAAUCAGUCAGCAUGCUGAAUGAUGUGUUAAGUCAAAUAGAAUCCCAAGAUGUCUCCCCCAAUCCCACAAGCUACACUGCAUCAAGAUCCUCUACAGACUUUGACCCUUCGCAGAGCAUUGGCCAGAAGCUGCCUUCAAUGUCUUAUGAGUACAGUCAUUUGCAGCCCAUCCUGUAUGCACUUGGUGUGGGCAUGUCAACAAAAGAUCCGGACCACCUGAAAUUCCUGUUUGAAGGAAGCGAAGAGUUUUGCUGUCUUCCAAGCUUCGGAGUUAUACCAGCUCAGGCCUCUAUGCUCGAUGGUGGAUUGUCUAGCGUUCCAGGACUUAAUAUUGAUUUUACUAAGGUGUUACAUGGUGAGCAAUAUUUGGAGCUGUAUAAACCUCUGCCAACAUCGGGAAAACUAACUUCGGAGGCUACUAUUGCUGACAUCCUAGAUAAAGGCUCAGGAGCGCUUAUUCUCUUGGAUGUCAACACAUACUCUGGAAAGGACCUUUUGUGCUAUAACCAGUUCUCCGUCUUUGUUGUCGGAGCUGGCGGUUUUGGCGGGAAACGCUCAUCUGAGAAAGCCAAGGUCACGGCGAACCCACCCAACAGACCACCAGAUGCUACAGCCGUGGAUCUCACUACAGGAGAUCAGGCUGCUUUGUAUCGCCUGAGUGGAGAUUGGAAUCCUUUACACAUUGAACCUGGUUUUGCUGCCCUUGGAGGAUUUCAGAAGCCCAUAUUGCAUGGACUUUGUUCUUUCGGAUUUGCUGCCAGGCAUGUUUUGAAACACUUUGCAAAUAACGAUGUGACCAAGUUCAAGGCAAUUAAGGUGCGUUUUGCAAAACCGGUUUACCCGGGACAAACUUUGCAAACAGAGAUGUGGAAGGAAGGAAACAGGAUUCAUCUUCAGACCAAGGUCAAAGAGACAGGGGAGGUUGCAAUUGGAGGAGCAUAUGUCGACCUCACCUCAUCCUCUGAACAGCCUUCAGCUAAGGUAGUAGGACUCAAGAGUGACCUUGUGUUUGGAGAAAUUGGCCGUCGCAUCAAAGAGCUUGGCAGUGACCUGGUGAAGAAAGUAAAUGCCAUAUUUCAGUGGAACAUCACUAAGGACGGAAAGACUGCAGUGCAGUGGACCAUAGACUUAAAGAAUGGCUCUGGAGACUUGUACCAAGGACCAGCCCGCGGGAAGGCCGACACCAUUUUCAGCUUGUCGGAUGACGACUUUGUGGAUUUGGUGCUAGGCAAGAUCAACCCACAAAAGGCAUUCAUCUCCGGUAAGCUGAAAGUUAAAGGAAACAUCAUGCUGAGCCAGAAGCUGGGGACCAUUCUUCAACAGUAUGCAAAGCUGUGAGUUCCCUGCUGGAUUGAGUUCGCCUGGGAAGAAAAAAGGAGCCGUUUCCUUUUUCAGAUCAACAACCUGAAACCUUUAUGCAAAUCCUGUCUUAGAUAACUUCUAAUAGACUUUAUUGCUAACUCGCAAGUUGCCUUGAUUCUUGCGGAUACAGAAAGUUGGUGUGGAUGUUGAUGGGUUUAACAUGAUCUUUCUUCUUUCUUCAACGUUGCAAGCAUUCAUACCUUCCUUAUACCUUGUUCCUUGGAGCUGCUUCCAAUUAAAACUCACUCAGUUAAUAUAUUUCUAUAUGAAAUUUAAACGUAAUUCAAUAAAACAUAACUUUGAUACCA
Molecule: messenger RNA, 2604 nt
Organism: Zootoca vivipara (common lizard)
Lineage: Eukaryota; Metazoa; Chordata; Lepidosauria; Squamata; Lacertidae
Gene: HSD17B4
Product: hydroxysteroid 17-beta dehydrogenase 4
Molecular function (GO): oxidoreductase activity
Source: RefSeq, a predicted model, not a curated record